Messenger RNA from Micropterus dolomieu (smallmouth bass), 2079 nucleotides. It is a transcript of the gene amz2, whose product is annotated as archaemetzincin-2. The record is from RefSeq and is a predicted model, not a curated record. Gene Ontology annotation, biological process: proteolysis. NCBI's taxonomy places the organism in Eukaryota, Metazoa, Chordata, Actinopteri, Centrarchiformes, Centrarchidae. Gene Ontology annotation, molecular function: metallopeptidase activity.
GCUAACAAGCUAACGUUAACUACUGUAGGUAUUCUCGUUCAUGCAGGGAAAUCUCGAGAAACUCCGAGCAUGACAGUGAAGGGAGCACGCUAGCCUGCUAGCUGCUACAGCGCAACGAUGUAUCAGCUACUAUUAAAGCUAACUACUUUAACGUUAGCUAACUAAUAUUGCACUAUGCUGCUAACUGAAAGUUCUUCCGCUUUCGUAUUCGGUCCAAUUGGCGUUAAUCGCGGUUAACGGCUGCUUGUACGUAAAGACAGUCCGCCGCAAGAAACUAGAUGAGUAAAGUGGAAAAACAUAUAGGAAACUUUAAUCUUGUCCGAAAUAGGAUAAGCGACAGAAUGUUGUCGUUAGGUGAACCAUAGUGAGCUUGUCUUCUUUGCUCGUCGUCACUGUCGGUAUCAGUGAAGAGCUCCACCCCUAUGUUUACCUGACGUCAUCAGAAUCGGUACAAAGCGGAAACGGCUUCCGGUGGUGUGGUGUCAAGCAAGAGGAUGAAGGCGAUCCAGCACUCUGUGGAGACGCUGCAGACAGCGUUGGUCUCUCAUCAUCAGGACUUGGCUAAACUUUACAGAAAAUACACAAAAGAAGAAAGGCAUCUUCUGGAGGAAGGAUUCCACCCAGGGCCGCCAGGUUCCCUUUUCCAAACCAUCAUAGUGAACUCUUACUCAGACUGGAUCUCCGCUCACCCUGAGGAGCCUCAAGACUUUGAGAGCUUCUACAGAGACCCUAAAUGCAAAACCCCCAAUGCCAGCCACAAUAAGAUGCUAUUUUUUUUAAGAAAUGUAGGUGACCUGCAAUGAUUCCUGAGGAAUAGGAAACCAAAAGAUGCUUUUUGUAUUGUUGGAAUCACAAUGAUUGACCUCUAACCCAAAGACUCCUGGAACUUUGUCUUUGGACAGGCUUCUCUCUGCAAGGGUGUGGGCAUUUUCAGCUUUGCCAGGUAUGAGGACAACUUCUACAGCAGAAGUUAUGCUGGCAGGCUGAGGAAAGGGCUUCAGACAAAGCAGGGGGACUACUCUGUGUGAUAUUACAUUCCCCCCAUCAAGGGCACUCUGCUGCUUCGAUCCUGCAAGACAAUGACCUAUGAGAUUGGCCAUAUGUUUGAAAUAAUGCAUUGCCAGUGGUUGAACUGCGUCAUACAGGGCCCCAACCACCUUGAGGAGUCUGAUAGUUGGCCCCUGGAUUUCUGUUCCAUCUGCCUUUGCAAGCUACAGGUCGCAAUCGGCUUCAAAAUAGCUGAAAGAUACAAGGCCUUACUGCACUGGAUCAAGGAGGGUCAGAGUCAAACAGCCAGACCAGAGGGGGCCUCUGCCUGUCAGCAUGUGCUCCACUUUUCUAAACCCACUGAAGCCUUUCACACAUCCAGACUGUGGCUCCGCAGGUGCCUGGACAUACUGGAUAAAAGAUGAACUAUAGUAUUUGCCCAUAAAUGUAGAUAAUAUUGGGAAAUAAAUGCAACAGCUCUGAUGUAUUCAUGUUUACCAUGCAAAACUAACAUUUCUUCUGCUUUUUGAUUGCAAAACAGAAUCUUAAUUUUGGUUAUAACUCAAUUUCAAAAUGACUACAUGGCCCACUCCUAUUUUUUCUGUGUGGUAAUGACUACCUAUACUAAUGUAUCUGGGAGACUCUUUCCAAUUGGACGAUCAGCUAUAUAUUGAGUUGUAUUGAUUUAAACAUGUUGAGCAGUUCACACAGACAUUUUGGGUACUAGUGUUUCCAGGCAGAAUGAAAUGAUGACUUAAGUUUAAUUUAUUUAUUUUUUCAUCUAAAUUAAAGAUGCAAUAUGUACAGAAAAUAUAUUUUAAUGUGAAAAUGUACAAUAUUCUGUUAACAUGAAGUAAACAUGGGUACAGUUUUUAUGAGUUCUGUUUUCAGUGAAUUAUGUGACAAAUACAGCAGCUGUUGAAUAAGUUGCUUUAAGGUUGUUAAAAAAACAUUACACAUAAUUGAGAGGGUCAAAUCACACUUUUGCUUUAUUGUGAUUGAAUGCUUUUUCAUUACAAAAAUAGUUUUUUGAGUCUGAUAUCUCAUAUCACAUAACAGUGCAUUGUCAGUUUGGCGACAGGUUGAUUCAAA